UUAACAACACUGAAAGUGGAUUGUUUUAACUUACACGCGGGAAAUCGAAAGUAUAAGAUUUGUGUAUAAUUGCAAACAGGUCGUAUGAUCAGGUGUUAACUCAAUGUAGGAAGGUUUCUUAUUUAAUCGUUCAAGAUGGAGACGCUUGAACACGUGCAAGGUGGAAGCAUGGAAGUUAAGCGCAAAAGGAAACUUGGCUUAACAAUUGUAGAUUCAUUCGAUUAUUUGAGAAACUCGAAUGAAUUACAAAGAGUAGAUGCAGGAACAUUUUUAAUUAAAACUUUGUCAGGAAACAUUAAGAGUGGGGAAGGCGGCGCGGAGUUGGCGUACGUGCUGAAGAGGCUGGUGUACGGGAUGGGGUCCAUGCGUGAAGCUUCGUGCGCGGGGUUUUUCUCCACGCUGGUGGCCCUUCUGACGGCCGUCCCGUCGAUAACCGUCAGCGAGAUGCUCAAACUGCUGGAGGGGGAACUGUCCGUGUCCGAAAAGCUUCAGAAGAGCGAGGAAGCGGACAUAUACUUCGGUCAGAUACUGGUGCUGGGCACUCUCAUCCGUUCCGGGAGGUUUGUGGACCAGGCCAGCCGCGAGCAGCAGCGACAGAUUCUGGCUGCCAUGCUGGAGGCUGGGGAGAAGAGGAGUUAUCUGCGGCUUGCUGCGUACACUUUCAUCUUGGAACUGGUCAAACAGGAAGAUUCAGAACUGUUCCAAGAGGUGGUGUGGCCAGUCGUGGUGCAAGAGCUCGGAAAGCCAUUGAAGAGCCAGUCCCUCGAAGGGCUGUACUUCUUAUUGGUGGUUCGUAGCAGCUUCCCAGAGUUCCUGCCACAGGAGUUCUUGCUGGAACAAGUGGGCUUUCCAGAUCUGUUAGAUGAAGACACUGCAGAGAUUUGGGGCCGGCUUCUUUUGGAGUCCCCGGCCGCGACCUACGCCAAGCACCCCGUGUACGAGGAGCUGGCCAGGCAGCUCGCCGCCUCGCCCCGCCUGCCCGAGCUCUGGUCCAGAGGGGUGGAGCCGUGGCUCGCGACGCCCAGCGCCAACCGCCAUCACGUGGCGUUCCAGCUGCUCUCCGUCAUCCUCGCCAACAUCGCGGACAAGAACAACGUAAGCCAGCUGUUGACUCCCAACUUGGUAGCUAUACUCCUGAGGCACAUGAAGUCGAAGGAAGACCGGAACAUGCAGCUCGCGGAGCAGGCGGGCGAUGUUCUCGCUCUGAUCGUGAACACCUUCUCCAACGGCGAGCAGGACAGUGACGAUGCCAUCUUGGGGGUUCUGGAUAAGCUGCUCUUCUGCCCCGGCACGCUGAUGUUCGAGAAGGUGACUGGGACCCGCAUCGUGCAGAUUCUGUCCGGUGAGCUGAGAGCGGAGGGGAUGAAGCGGCUGGCCCAGCGGUACGAGGACGUGGUGACGUGCCGCGCAAAGAAGGCGCGCGGGCCGGACGGGAAGGUGGCGCCGUGGUUGAACGGGGAGCGGGUUUAUGCCGCACAGCUCCUCACCAGGUUGAUGUGCAGUCAAGUGGUACAGACUGAGACUGAGUGGAAAAUAAACAAACUGAAGUUCCUCCUCCACCUUGGUAUGUUCAAAACAGAGAAUUUUGGACACCAGCUUAUUGAGACACUCAGGAACUGUUUCUUUAAGGUCAUUGACCAGCCACCAAAAUCAACUCUGCCUCGUUUGAACAGUGUGCGUAACAUUUUAUCCUCCGUAGUGAGUCACGCCAACAAAUUACUGAAAAACAGCGGCGUGGACUCUCUGAGACAUCCUUGGACGGAAAAGGUGCACGAAUCAUGGAAGGCGAUGAUCAAAGUGGUCAAGAAAAUGAAGCCCGGGAAAGAGGAGUCAGAUUCACCGGUCAUCCCAGUGUUCCACACAAUGUUCUUGCAUAUGGGACUGCAGUUGUUCGUGAAGCCAGACAAUACAAUAGAAGCAUUACAGGAGCUCCACAGCUGCUACGAGGAGAUCGGCCAGUCGCGCCCGCGCCCGGCGGGGGGCCGGGACGACGAGGUGCAGUGGGUCGACGUGGCGGUCGACCUGAUGCUGUCCCUGCUGUCUCGCAACACGCACCUGCUGAGGAACAUGGUGGGCUGGGUGUUCCCGCACCUCUGCCCCUUCCUCACGCCCUGGUCGCUGAACACGCUGCUUCAGGUUUUGGAUCCGGCAUCGGAGGAGCACCCCCUGCUGGACUCCCUGUCCGCCGACGAGGACGAAGAAGGCAGCGCGGGAGACAGCUCGGACGGCGAUGGUUCCGGCAGCAGCGAGGGCGAAGAGGAGGGUGUCUCAGACUCUGAGCAGGACAACGACGAGCCGGCCAACGCCAAGCUGCAGAUGGCGGUCAGGGAGGCCCUGGGUGCAGCCGGCACCGUCACCGACACGGAGUCCGUGGACUUGGACAACCUGGACGAGGAGGAGGGCAACCGGCUGAACGAGGCCUUGUCAAAGGCGUUCCGGCAGUUCCGGCAGUUCCGGCGGCCGGGCAAGGGCUCCAAGGCGGCCAGGAAGCAGACCCGCAGGGACCGGGCCCUGACGCACUUCCGGAUCCGGGCGCUGGACCUGCUGGAGAUGUACAUCGCGGCCGGGCCCGGGCUGGAGGCGUGCCUGAGGUUCGUCCCGCCCUUGUUCCGCCUGCUGGAGUUCAGCAUCCAGGACGAGCACCAGCGGCCGCUGGAGGCGCGCGUGCGCUCGUGCGUCGCCAAGCUGGCCAGGCUGCGGAGGUGGGCGCCGUCUCCCGGCGUCACGGAGUCGCAGCUCGCCGCCGUGGCCUCCGGUCUCCUGGACAAGGGCGAGCGCAAGUCGACCGUGGUGCUGGACAUGAACACGCAGGUGAUGGAGUGUUGCAUGUUUCUGGCACGAGUCUCCCACCAGCUGAACUCACAAGAUGGGGCAGAGAAGAAGAAAACUGUAGAUGGCUCUCCUUUGACAAGUGUCUUCAAAAAUGCUGCCAUAGAGUUCUUUCAGAAAAGGGAUUCUCUGUUGCACCCUGGGUUUUUCAAAACGUUGACCCAGCAGAUGUGGUUCGGGAAUUGGAACCUCGUGCCUCUGUACGUGGAGUGCUGUUUCGCUCCGAACACGAGGGUCUUCAAGCGGAGCCAGGCCAUCGCGAUGGUGACGUGUUUCUUCAACAACAGGCUGGUCCAGCAAACGCUCACGCAGGAGGAGAAAGACUGCCUCUUGAAUUUGGAGAAAGCCAUCAUGCAGCAUACCUUGCAGUUGUUGCGGGAGGUGGCGGCAGGCAGCACCGUCGUCAGGGACAAGUUUGUGGGCGAGUUGGUGCAGCUGGUGGCGACCGUGUGGAACCUGCGGGCGAGGCAGGGCGCCGCCGCCGACUGGCGUGCCGUCGGGCUCGCCUUCGUCGAGUACAAGAGGAGCGUGUCUACCGUGGCUGGCUUCGUGAAGCACGCCAUCAAGCGGCUGGCGCUCUCCAUGAAACUGCAGCCCGGGGUUAGUUUUGGAAAGCACUCUGAAGAACCCAUGGCAAAGGUAAGAAAAAUGGAGAACGAAGAAGACAGCGCCAUUGGAACAGAGUCGAGUGGAAGUGAUCACGAGGACAGAGAAGAAAACAAGAAGCGCCCGGUCAUUCCACAGACUGCCGGUGGAUCGCGAGACCCGGGAAACGUGGAAGGCGAUGGGAAGAACGGAAAGAAGAGGAAGAAAUUCAAACGCAAAAGUGACCUGGCCCACCAGAAGAAAGAAUCAAAACUGUUGCGUGCGGCAGCCGCGUCUGAUGGACUGGAGCUGGUGUCUUUUGCAAGCGUAGAUGUCGGUUCCAUUGCCGGUCAUUCUGUGGACAGUGAAAACAAAACGGAUGGUAGCGGGAGUGAAAACAAGGGCGUGUCUUCGAAUUUCAGAAAGAGCAAAAAAAAAAGUAAGCGUUAAUUUUUUUUUGUUUGUAAGCUUUGUUUUUACCUAUAUGAAUAAAAUUUAAUUCACAAACUAUGGAACGUGGUACGGAUGUAUUGUUUUAUGUGGUAAGUCACAGGAAAAAUUAAAUACAAUGAAAUUUUCUAGGUACUACGAUAUUAAUGUUAUUAGUUUUGGGUGUUUUCCAUAAGUAUGUUUUCGAGUUGAUUUUCAUAUUCUUUAAUUUUGAUUCUGAAUCCACGCACUUUACGAUUCUUGUAAAUCUACUCCUGAUUGUAUACUUGGGUGUAAAAACCUUUUUGUUUACAAAUCAGUGAUGUUUAUUUACAGUAAAAUGAUGUCAAGACCCUAUUUAUUACGACUACCUCUCUGUAGAAGUACCUUGAAAAAUUUUUGUUGGAAAGUAAAAACAAUUGAAGGGAAAUUAGUCGAAAAUCUUCGAAAACUCGUUUGGCUGGGUUUUCUUCGUGAGCACUGUACUGCGUGCGUGCGUGUGUGUGCGUGCGUGCAUGCUCAUGCAAGACGACCACAUCCACAACCACGACUGCGCAAGCGAUAACAAAGAAAGCACAGUGCUUAACCUUCUUGACCUCUUUGGCGUGGUAUAUAGUUACGACCCACAUCUAAUAAAUAUUCACUUUAUGAAAAAUCUUUUCAUUUUCCUAUUGAAAUCACAAAUCAGUGUCAUAUUUGCUUUAGAGCGUGUUAAAAGAUACAGUUGCGCCACACAUUUAACUGAGUUUAUGCUUGUUUUGGUGACAGUAGCUGUGGUCAAAUGUGCUCUUCUUGUAAAUCUGUUUUUGGAAGGUGUAUGUUAUCAAAAUAAAUUUUUUUAGAGUUUUGAAAACUUGUCAAUUUCUUGCCAUAUACGACUGAACACAUAUUUAGUGUGAAAAAUGUCAUAUUUUGACAUCCAUUUUGGUGGGUUGUUCUGCCAAAAUGGAUAUUACAACCCCCCCCCCCCCCCCCCCCCCUCUAUUUCCUAUCUAUUCCCGGGAACAGUAAGGGGUCAUAACAGUGGGGUUUUACUUAAACUGCUUAUGAUUUAAUUUAAUUAUCGAAGAGCACUAAAGUUAAUCAGAUUCUGCAGUUUGACAUUAAAACUUGAAUGUAAUUUAUUAAAAAUAUUGUAUUCUAAAAUAAAUAAAAAUUUGUUAAAAUACUCAAUUUCUUGUAUUUGUGUAUUAUGAAAAACCUGUAUUUAUUAGUCAAAUUAUAAAUAAAACAUAAUUUGAAAAA
This is a messenger RNA of Bacillus rossius redtenbacheri, 5088 nucleotides long. RefSeq names its product myb-binding protein 1A (gene Mybbp1A). The coding region runs from base 136 to 3864 and encodes 1242 amino acids. Gene Ontology annotation, molecular function: transcription factor binding; RNA binding; transcription corepressor activity. The record is from RefSeq and is a predicted model, not a curated record. Gene Ontology annotation, biological process: regulation of DNA-templated transcription. Gene Ontology annotation, cellular component: nucleolus. The transcript is spliced from 17 exons. Lineage: Eukaryota; Metazoa; Arthropoda; Insecta; Phasmatodea; Bacillidae.